Messenger RNA from Metarhizium album ARSEF 1941, 1131 nucleotides. RefSeq lists its product as uncharacterized. The record is from RefSeq and is a predicted model, not a curated record. NCBI's taxonomy places the organism in Eukaryota, Fungi, Ascomycota, Sordariomycetes, Hypocreales, Clavicipitaceae. The coding region runs from base 1 to 1131 and encodes 376 amino acids. The transcript has 2 exons.
AUGAGUUACUAUUCCGACGACGAGGACAUAAACGUUCGCAUCCGUCACCAGGGUCACUCCCCGCGACCUGUCAGAUAUGUCGAGCGGCCACGGGAUUACUAUGGCUCACCUGCUGGUCCUAGCUACCUAGUCCCGGAACAGCACACAACGGUUGUUGCACGUUCUCGUUCACACGACAGAUGCCGUGAUCGAAGAGCCAGUCCGCCCGGCCCUGUGCCGGUCCGAGCGCAGCCGGUGAUUAUUAAUAAUCGGUUCUACGGCGAGCAUUCCUCAGAUGAUGAUGACGACUAUCGACGACGUCGGCAAGUCGCUCAUCGUCGUCGUCGCAGCUCAGGAUCGAGGUCGAGGUCACGGCUUACUAGGGAAGAGUGGGAAGCUGAACUCGCCCGCCGUGAACUCGAACGACUUCGCCUUGAGAAUUCACGAGAUAGGGAGGAACGUCGCGUAACCAAGGAGGCUAGAGAUGAGGCUGAACUAAAACGUGCCAAGCGGGAAUUGGACGAGAUUAAACGGCGUGAAGCCCGGGCCGAGGAGGAGAAGCGCAUCAAGGGAGAGAUGGAGCUGAAACGGCUGCAAGAAGAGGAGAAAGCGGUGGAACAAAAGAAGCGCCGCGACCAGGAGGCUGCCGAGGCAGUAGAGCGCUAUAAGAAACUCGAGGCGGAUCGCAUGGCUGCGGAAAAACUGCGUAAGGAAGAGGAGGAAAGGGAAUACAGACGCCGCAUGCAGGAAGACCUGCUGAAAUCCGGCCUAGACGAGAAAGCCAUUUCAGCCAUUCUUGGGAAGAGAAAGAUACCCGAUGCACUCCAACCAGGCCAACGGCCUAUGCACACACGAAUGGCCCGUAGGCAUUUGUCCAUUGAGACCUUAAGAACCUUCUGUGUCGAGUUUGACAUUGAUAGUGACCCUGAGUAUCUCUUGAUCAAGAGGUGGGUUCCAGAGUGGGAACAGGAUCAAUUCUGGAGGCACACGAAAUACAUCCGUGAGAAACGGAACAGCACUUUGCUGAUUGAGGAGAAGAAAUCACACCGCCAAGAUCCCCAGUUUGAGUGGGUUCGCAAGAAGGGUGAUCGUAAAAGGAGCAAGUCGCCUGGCGGACUUUUGAUGUAUCUAGCCGGAGCUAGGCCUGCCUAG